Messenger RNA from Spodoptera litura, 2355 nucleotides. The record is from RefSeq and is a predicted model, not a curated record. Lineage: Eukaryota; Metazoa; Arthropoda; Insecta; Lepidoptera; Noctuidae.
ACUCGCUUUAUGAUUUGGUAUAUUAAACCUCUUUUAUAUAAUAUCCGUUUAACUAGUGAAAAUAACGCAAGAGGUUCUCAUGGUACAAACGCGUGAAUAGUGAUUAUCUGUACUUAUACACAUCGCUAUUUCAACUUGCUUGUUUGAGGUAUAAUUCUUUAAAAGUUAGAUGGGAAAUGCAACAAAUUUUAACAAUAUACAAAAUUGUUUAUGGUCGAAUUGAUGCUCCUGAAUCACACCAUGAGUUUCUUCUUAUUUUUGCUCCUGACAAUUACUGUCGCAACAGAAGUACCAGUUAUUUGCUAUACCAUCUUGCAGAAUAGUCAGUAGAGCUAAGUCCCCGUUACCAUCCACGAUGAAACUUUUAAACCGAUUCCUGGAUUCAACGCCAGAGUGUGGUGUGUUCUCGAGUGAAAGAAAAUUAUUUUUGUAGGAAUGCUUGAAGUUUAGCGAAAGAGAUUAAUGAAAGAUAAUACAUAUCUUCUUAAAAUUUAAGCAACCCCUAAACUAAGAUAGGCAGUACCUGCCUGACAAUAUAGGUAAGGGGUUAUUAGUUUAGAUGCUUUUUAAAUAACUCUGUUUAUAACUACAUAAAUAUUUACAACUUAAAAUUAACUACAACUAAACUAUUAAAUAAAAUGAAAGUAAAAAAAGGAAACAACAAAAAUUUUGAGCUUUCGAGCUCACGCUCAGCCGCUCCGCAAGUGAUGUGUCGGACUCAGAGUCCGACCCGACCUUCCGACUUGGGGCCCAUGUUCGAGGCUCGCUGGACGGUUCCAGCGCCUCGCCACGAGUCCCAGAGCCACUUGGGCUCCCCUCUACCGCCUCUGCAGGUGAGCCGAGCUCACCCGCACUCUCCUCCUCUGGGAUGGGGUGUUUUUUUGUUUUUGGUUUGACUUUGUGUUCUCCAUAAAGUUCCCACGAGUAUGGGGGACAUAAUCGGUCCACACAGGCAGUGUCCCCCGUAUCUGGCACCUUGCGUGAUAGAGUUGGAAUGUGCGGAGUGUCUGCCGGACAACAUGCCGCUGGUGACGUCACACCGCGCCGCCAACGGCACGCUGCGGCUGGCGGACGGCGACGCGCUGCAGCUGUCGUGCGGCGCGGGCCGCUUCCUCGCCGCGCCCACCCACGCCGCGCUCGCCGCGCACUGCCGCGCCGGCCGCUACGUCGCGCUCGGCCGCCUGCUCCACCUGCGCGAGCUCGGCUGCCAGCAGAGCAUCUUUGAAGACGUGCUCCACCAGGUAGAUGACUGUGGAAAUUUGCAAGGCCGAGCGUAUCUGAUGCAUGAAACGGAAGGACGAGCGCGUCACCUAGCGACCGCUUGCUUCGACGCGGACCGCGGCGUGGCCGUACGCCUGCAGAUAGCGGCGGCCGGGCCGGCGGGGUCCGUGGCGUCCACGGAGCCGGCGCACUCGCACGCGUCGGCGCCGCGCAGUCUGCUCGGCAACUUCAACCAGAUGUUCGACGCGGCCACUCGACAGGCGGCCGAGCGCCUCUACUCCGAUGACGUCCGUCUAAAUCGGCGCCUGCACGAACUGCUCCGACACGAUCACUACUCGUUCGCCGAUCAGACGCUCACCUCGGGCAAGUUGUUGAGCAGUCGUUAUUUCGAUGACCAGUUCAUGAGAGUUACCGAUUUUGUUUCCAACAAAGUGGCAGUGUGGAGCAGCGUAGCCGAGGGCAACCUGCACCACUUGCACCAGGACGUGGCCAGCUUCGUGGAGUCCAGGCGCGGCCAGGAGGAAGUGGAAGUGUUGGCCGGCACGCACGGGGUGCUGUCGCUGCGCACGGACGGCGCCGGGCCGGCCGGGGCGCGCACGGACGGCGCCGGGCCGGCCGGGGCGCGCACGGAGCUNUACCUGCUGGCGGGCGAGCGCUUCCCGGUGCCGCGCUACGUGUGGACGGUGGUGCACGCGCGCCGCUCGCGCCGGGCCGUGGCGCUGGUGGUGCUGAACGACCCGUUCGUGGCCGUGAGCGAGAUCCGCGCGGCGGUGUUCUGCGCGAGCGCGUGCAGCGAGGUGGGCUGGCUGCGGGCCCUGCGCGCGCAGCGGCGCUACGAGAGCGCGCUGUACGGGCUCGCCUUCUGCUGCAGCCUGCGGGACUUGGCCGCGCACGUGGCCGGCCUGCCCGCGGGCCUCGCGAGGGACAUGCCGUUGCUCACCUAGCUACGCGGGGUCUAGCUAUUUGUCGGGUGUGUUAUAUUCUUGCCUAUACUAUUCAGGAGUCGACUUGUCGCUACAAUUAUUAGAUGUAUGCUGAUGGUCAUCCCACUAACAUCCACGCCCACGGGUCCGCGGCUAAAGCAAAUGGUAUAAGGUAGUACGAUAAUAAAACAAAUAUUUAAAUUCUCACGAA